Molecule: messenger RNA, 4525 nt
Organism: Trichechus manatus latirostris (Florida manatee)
Lineage: Eukaryota; Metazoa; Chordata; Mammalia; Sirenia; Trichechidae
Gene: CCDC141
Product: coiled-coil domain containing 141
Exons: 23
Coding region: 46-4449 (1467 amino acids)
Molecular function (GO): protein binding
Source: RefSeq, a predicted model, not a curated record
CUGUAUAGAAGCUGCCCAAAGUAUAAACUCUGGUUUUAAAGUACCAUGUCCAGCCAAGGAAGUCCUGGUGUGGAGCUUUCUACAACAACAGUCAGUUCAGUAGCUGUGCAGGCUGGGGACUCCAAAAUCAUUAUAGCUGUCAUAAAGUCUGGCAAAUGGAUACAACUUCAGUUGGCUGAAUCACAGCCCAAUCUUCUAGAAAUUGGUAGCAGUCAAGAUGAAACCAGAAAACUUCUUCAUGAUCAUGAACUUCUUUUGGCCAAGCUCAAGGCUUUGGAAGAUCGAGUAUGGGGACUCUUGCAGGAAGCAGAUAAGGCAGCUGAAGAGAACAAGGAUCAGAGUCAGGUCUACGAUGCCAUGGCCAACACCCUGGCUGAAGCGUGGGCAGCCCUGGUCUCCAUGCUUGAAAGAAGACGGGAACUCCUCAGGUUGACCUCUGAAUUUUUUGAAAAUGCCUUGGAGUUUGCUAUUAAAAUAGACCAAGCUGAAGAUUUCCUCCAGAACACUCAGGAGUUUGAGAGUGCUGAAUCCUUAAAAUCACUUCUUCAGCUCCACGAACAUCAUACCAAAGAACUCUUAGAACGAUCUCUAGCCCUUCUAAACAAAAGUCAACAACUGACUGAAUUCAUAGAAGAAUUCAAAUGUGAUGGGCCUAAUGUGAAUCCUGAGUUGAUUCAGGGAGCUCAUAGCAGCUGCCUGAAGAUCGACAGCCUUCUUGAACUUCUACAAGACAGGAGAAGGCAACUAGACAAGUACCUGAAGCAACAGCGGCAGGAACUGGAGCAGGUUCUGCAGAUAUGUCAGUGGGAUCAGCAAGAAAACCAGGUGACUUGUUGGUUUCAGAAAACCAUAAGAGAUUUACAAGAACAACAUCUAGGUUCAUCACUUUCAGACAAUGAGGAGCUAAUUCAUAAGCAUGAGGAACUGAUGAUAAAAGCAAAGGCAUUUGAUGUACUUGGAAGAGUUGAAGCUUACCUUAAGCUCCUUAAAUCAGAAGGUUUAAGUCUGCCUGUCUUGGCAGCGAGGCAUGCGGAAUUACACAGAGAAAUUAAAGACUGCACAGCUGAUGCUUUGCGAAAGGGGCAAGCCUUAAUCAACCAAGUAGACUCCUGCAGCUCUCGGGUGACUGGGAUCCACGAGAUGAUAGGAUGCAUUCAGAGACGAGUAGAUCAUCUGACGAAACAGUGUUCAGCGCACAAGGAAUUUGCUCUCAAGAAACAGCAAUUAACAGCCUCAGUGGAGGGUUACCUAAGGAAGGUUGAAAUGUCAAUUCAGAAAAUCAGUCCCAUACUUUCCAAUGCAAUAGAUGUCAGUUCCAGCCUGUCUGAAUCAGAAAAGAUUUUGAGUAAAUAUAUGGAAUUGGAUAUCCAAGUUAAGGAAACAUCACAUGAAUUAGAAGCAGCUGCAAAAAUCAUGACAGAGAAAAAUGAAUUUGGACCUGAUGAAGUGGCGUCACUUCGUUCUCAAGCUAAGUGGCUAGAGGAAGAGUUAAAAAUACUUGGCCAAAGCAUUGGCUCCAGGUUACGAGUCCUGCAAACUCACGUGGCAUUUCUAAAGUCAUCAGAGGAGGUAGAGGAGCAGUCUCAGAGCCUAAAGGAGUUUUACCGAACUGCAGUCUCUUGGAAGGAAGGGGAUGAUGCUAAAGCCAAGUAUUGGUGUGACUCAGCUGAGAAACAGUGGCAGCUAUUUUUAAAGAAGAGUUUUUUCACCCAAGACCUAGGGCUUGAGUUCCUUAAUUUAAUAAACAUGGCACAAGAGAAUGAGGUAUUAAAUGUGAAAAAUGAGCUGCAUAUUAUGGGGAACACUGUGGAGGACCAGAAGGCAGAAAGGGAAGAACUUUCCUGCCUUCGGGUGGCCUGGCAAGUUAAAACCACUGAAAACAAGCCUGUGAAACAGCAGUGGGGAGCAUUCAAAGAGCAACUCAAAAAGACUACUCACAACUUAAAAGUUCUUCAGGAAGCACUUAUGCCUGUGUCUGCACUUGACCUUGGAGGAAGCCUCCAGACCGUUUUAGAUCUACGGAGAAAAUGGAAUGAAAUGAAGCCUCAGUUCCAGCAACUGAAUGAUGAGGUUCAGUACAUUAUAAAAGUAUCAGAAGAGUUAAGUGGUAAAGGAGCCCCUGUGAAAGAGAAGUCUCAACAAGUGAGGGAUCUUAUUCGCCUCCAUCAAAAACAGAGAGAGAGAAUCCGAGAUUAUGAGGAUAUCCUAUAUAAAAUAGUUCAGUUCCACCAAGUAAAGGAAGAGCUGGGACAGCUCAUCAAAUCAAGAGAACUAGAGUUUCUAGAAGAGCCGAAGGAACUGAGUGAUGCUCACGAUGUCCAGGUUGACCUCAGUCGCUCGCAGGAAAAGCAGGCACAUAUAGACCAUCUCUAUAAGCUGGCCCUUUCCUUGGGAGUGAGCAUCAUCUCAUCAAUGCAGCAGCCUAACUGCUCUAAUGUUUCUGCAAAGAACCUACAGCAGCAGCUGGAGAUCCUUGAGGGGGACAGUGUGAACUGUCGUGCCCAAGCCGAGGAGUAUAAUCGAGCCCUGUCCCGCAGCUUGCAGUACUGCACCGCAAGAGACGAGAUAAAAGAGCUCCAAGAGUCAUUCAAAGAUACCAAAAAGAAAUUCAACAAUUUGAAGUUUAAUUAUAGUAAGAAAAAUGAAAAAGCACGGAAUCUGAAGGUUCUUAAAUAUCAAAUUCAACAAGUUGAUAUGUAUGCUGAAAAAAUGCAGGCUUUGAAAAGGAAAAUGGAAAAAAUUGAGAACAAAAUUUCUGAUUCUUUCUUAAAUUAUCCAAGUAAUAAAGUUAAUGUCCUUUUGGAGGCCUUGAAGGAUUUCCAAAAACAUGUGGAUGUGUUUGACAAAGUUGUGACAGAUUACAAGAAGAACUUGGACCUGAUGGAGCAUCUCCAAGAGAUGAUAGAAGAGUGUCACUUUUGGUAUGAAGACGCAAGUGCCACAGUUGUAAGAGUUGGAAAAUACUCCACAGAGUGCAAGACAAAAAAAGCUGUGGAAAUUCUCCACCAGCAGUUCAAUAAGUUUAUCAUGCCCUCAGUGCCUCAGCAAGAGAAAAGGAUUCAGGAAAUCACUGACCUUGCUCAGCGCUUAUAUGGUUUGGAAGAAGGGAAGAAAUAUGCUGAGAAAAUAGUAGCAAAACACAAAGAGGUUCUUGAAUCUGUUACUGAAUUAUGUGGGUCUCUCACAGAGCUUGGAGAAAAACUGAAGCAGGGAGACGUUUUAAAGAUAAAUCCGAAUAUGGAAGGCUUCCAUGGUUAUUGUAUUGACCUACUAAAAGAACCAGCAAGAAAUAAGCAGACAAUAUUCAAUGAAGAAAGCAAUAAGGGCCAGGCGCAAGUGGCAGAUAUUUUGGCCAUCAACGGAACAGGGGAGGAUCAGCCUCCACAGGACCUAAAGCGGCAGGCCUCUGCCAAAGAGUGUGGCAUCCAGGGCCUGCUCCUGCCUGAAGACAUGCUUUCGGGCGAGGAAUAUGAGUGUGUCUCACCUGAUGACAUCUCCUUGCCUCCACUCCCAGGAAGCCCCGAAUCCCUCCUGGCACCAUCUGACAUGGAGGUGGAGGAGCCUCCUAGCUCCUCCUCCCUCAGCCUUUAUCUAAGCAGCCUCAGGAUGCAGACUGAGACCAGCAGUCCAGAGGAGGCCCAGGAACCUGUUUUGCCACCACCUGUGGCUUUUGCUGAUGCAUGCCAUGAUAAGAGAGAAACAUUUUCAAGUCAUUUUGAGAGGCCUUAUCCCCAACUCAAAGCUGAGGCCCUAUUAACCUCCCGGGGAUUUCUGGAAAACAAUACUGCCUUCUGCAGAAUCAGUGCUAAACCGCCAGAGAGCAUGCUGAGUGAAGUGCAUGAGAGAGCUUUACAACAGCACCCUCAGGCUCAGGGAAGCUUGCUAGGAACACAGGAGAAAAUGCAUGCUGGUAAUAACGUCACUAAAACCCGAGACAGGCUGCAUGCUUCCCCUGGUGCCUCCUCAGGCCUCAGGUUUCAAUCAGACAGCAGCCGGGGCUAUCAGAGGCUGGUGGUUCCCCGAGAGGAGAUUAAAUGUACAUCAACAAAGAACAGCGUGGUCAGCCUAGCUGGCCAGGCACCUAAUUUCUCCAGGCUCCUGUCUAAUGUCACUGUCACGGAAGGUUCUCCAGUAACUUUGGAAGUUGAAGUAACAGGAUUUCCAGAGCCUACACUGACAUGGUACAAGAAGGGCCAGGAAUUGUCUGCAGAUGGGCACUUACAGGUUUUACACAAGGAGACAAAGCAUUCAGUGUUCAUUCCGAAGGCAUGUGAGGCAGAUGCAGGCCUCUAUGUGGCUCGGGCCCAAAACUCUAGUGGCACUCUCUCUUCCAGUGUCUUCCUCCAUGUGACAGGUAACCGCAGGCCACCAAUCGCAAGAAUAAAUUGGAUAACACUAUGUGUCAUUUAUGUUAGUGUGUCUUUAAUGUACUGGCUACUCACACAGUAACUGGUAUUGGCACUGAUGGACGUCAUUCUCAGGAGCCCAAAGGACAAUACAGUUGUCUAUUUUCCUGAACCUCUCA